Molecule: messenger RNA, 1653 nt
Organism: Oryza sativa Japonica Group (Japanese rice)
Lineage: Eukaryota; Viridiplantae; Streptophyta; Magnoliopsida; Poales; Poaceae
Product: xyloglucan O-acetyltransferase 1
Cellular component (GO): Golgi apparatus
Molecular function (GO): O-acetyltransferase activity
Source: RefSeq, a predicted model, not a curated record
UACACAGAGCUACAUGAUUUCACCCUUAAGCAACCAUAACCCCUUCUAGUAUAGUUAGCUUAGUGCAGUGACUAACUUAGCUUGAGAUGGGAGGGUACCAGGCAGUACUGGAUCCAGACAACCAGAAGCCAUCCAGCAAAAAUCCAGGCUACUUCCUGUCCAAACACACCUGCGCUUGGCUCGCCAGCGGCUUCGUCUUGUUGGCUCUCCUCCACCUCCUCUGCUGCGCCCCGGCCGGCACUCGACCAGCGGCGGCCUUCUCUCCUCUGCUCCAGUACAUCAACAACACUUACUCCUUCGUCUCAACAGUGCCGGGAGUAGGGAAGAGCUGCAACUACUCGGAUGGGAAAUGGGUGUGGGCGCCGGGGCACGUGCUGCGGUACAACGCCACAAGGUGCAACGUGAAGGCGACCCACGACUGCAUCCGCAACGGCCGCCCCGACACCGGCUACCUCGACUGGCGGUGGCAGCCGGCGGCGGCGGGCUGCACGCUUCCGGCGUUCGACGCCGGGUCGUUCCUCGCGGCGGUGCGCGGCAAGCACGUCGCCUUCAUCGGCGACUCCAUGGCUCGCAACCAGGCCCAGUCCCUCAUCUGCCUCCUCGCCGCCGCCUUCCCCUACCGCCUCCAGUACCGCGCCACCGGCGACCCCGGCAAGUACAACCUGUGGCGCUACGCGUUCCCGUCGCACGCCGUGACGGUGUCCUACUACUGGGCGCCGUUCCUCGUCAGGGCGGAGGGCAAGUCGGUGGACGACAGCGUCCCCCACAACUACGUCCACCUCGACGAGCCCGGCGAGCGGUGGUCCGCCGACGCCGCCACCAUCGACGUGGCGGUGCUCGCCGCGGGCCACUGGCUGAUGAACGGCGCGAUCUACUACAACGGCAGCGAGGUGUUCGGCGUGCACAACGCGCCCGAGGAGUUCGCCAACCGCACCAAGGUCGGCUACGCGUGGCCGCUCCGGCUGGCGUACCGGACGGCGAUGGAGCGGCUGGUGGGCGCGUCGCGGGGGACGCCGCGCGACAUGGUACUCGUCACGUUCUCGCCGUCGCACUUCGAGGGGAGGCCCGUGCAGAGCCCCACGGCGUGCACGAGGAUGGAGCCGUACAGGGAGGGGGAGAAGGAGCUGGAGUGGGUGUUCAGGGAGAUCAGGGACGUCGUCUACGACGUGGCGGCAGAGGCGAGGCGCGGCGGUGGUGGCGGCGAAACGACGGUGAGGAUCGAGGUGCUGGACGUGACGAAGCUAGCGUCGAUGAGGCCGGACGGGCACCCCGGCGUGUACAUGAACCGUGACCCGUUCGCGAACGGCGUGGAUGAGAACAUGUUCUCCGAUUGCCUCCAUUUUUGCCUGCCUGGCCCGGUAGAUACCUUCAACGAGAUACUCGUGCAACUCCUCAAGAAACGGCGGUGAGAACAUGUGGCAGCUCGAUCGAUCUCACCAUGUUAGAUCGUGUUUUUGUUUGUGGAAAAUUAAUUACCGUAGGAAAGGCUUCCUACAAAUGUUAGGUCCUGUGUGUAUGGUGCAACGCCAUCAGCCCGUUAUAGCAUGAUGUGUGGCGGUGUAUAGCAUGAUGUAGUAGUUGAGACCAAAGUAGAACAUUUUUUGAAAAAAAAACAUAUAUUUUAAUAAACUGGUGAAUAGUUAAUAUUUAAAA